Molecule: messenger RNA, 753 nt
Organism: Recurvomyces mirabilis
Lineage: Eukaryota; Fungi; Ascomycota; Dothideomycetes; Mycosphaerellales; Teratosphaeriaceae
Gene: ATP23
Product: Mitochondrial inner membrane protease atp23
Exons: 1
Coding region: 1-753 (250 amino acids)
Biological process (GO): mitochondrial protein processing; mitochondrial proton-transporting ATP synthase complex assembly
Molecular function (GO): metalloendopeptidase activity
Source: RefSeq, a predicted model, not a curated record
AUGGCAGAAACCACAGCCUCACCAGGGGCCCAAAUUACACCCACUUCCUCAUCAAGACCCGAACUAGACGAAACCUUCUACACCUGGUCCAACUUCUUCUCCAUCCUAACCGGCACCGCCACCACGAAACAGCGUGACGCCUACUUCACCCACAAAGACACCCUCCACUCCGAAACCGACGUCCGCCGCGCCGAAGCAGACAAAGACUGGCUCUUCAAAUACAGCCCCACCAUCCGCUUCCUCCAACACAACAUCGACCUGCUCUCCUCCAACCCCUCCUCCAACGACCCCUCAGAAGAAAGCGCCACCGCCACCAUCACCCCGACCAACGUCCGCUGCAAAACCUGCCCGACCAAACAAUCCGGCGGCUUCUCCCCCGACCACGGCAUCCUCCUCUGCGCCAACCACCUCCGCACCCGCAGCACGCUCGAAGACACCCUCGCCCACGAAAUGAUCCACGCCUACGACCACCUGCGCUUCAAACUCGACCCUUUCGAUUUGCGACACGCUGCUUGUAUGGAGAUACGGGCGAGUACUUUGUCUGGGGAGUGUAGGUGGACGAGGGAGUUUUUCGGCCGGGGCCAGUGGGGACUGACGAUGCAGUUGCAGGAGUGUGUGAGGCGGAGGGCGGUGUUGAGUGUGAUGGGCAGGCCGGCGUGCGAGGGGGAUCGGGGCAAGGCGGAACGGGUGGUGGAUGAAGUUUGGCGGAGUUGUUUCAGUGACACGAGGCCUUUUGAUGAGAUUUAUCGGUGA